This is a messenger RNA of Mus caroli (Ryukyu mouse), 928 nucleotides long. The record is from RefSeq and is a predicted model, not a curated record. NCBI's taxonomy places the organism in Eukaryota, Metazoa, Chordata, Mammalia, Rodentia, Muridae.
AUGUUUUCAUUAAAUAAUAUCCUUUAUUUCCAAGCUGGGCUUGGAGCUAUGGCCAAUAUAUUUCUUCUUUUUUUCUACACUAUGAUAAUCCUGUGUCACAGAUCUAAGCCCAUGGACUUGAUCUCCUGUCAAUUGACCUUAAUUCACAUAAUGAUGUUUCUCACUGGAGGNAAUGUUUGGCUUACAGAUUUACUUGGGUCAUUGAACAUUGUCAAUGACUUCAUAUGUAAGGCAACUGCUUACAUUAACAGAGUGAUGAGAGGCCUCUCUAUCUGCAUCACCUGCCUCCUGAGUGUGUUCCAGGCUGUGAUGAUCAGUCCCAAUACCUCUCUUUUGGCAAAAUUUAAAUAUAAACUAAAAAAAUACAUGAUCUAUUCUUUUUUCUAUUUUUGGUCUUUCAAUUUGUCAUUCAGCAUUAACCACAUCAUCUAUACUGGUGCUUAUACCAACAUGAGUGAGACCAACCAGUUGAAGGUGACUAAAUACUGUUCAGUCUUCCCCAUGAACUACAUUAUCAGGGGACUGAUUUUAACCAUGACAACCUUAAGAGAUGUAUUUCUUGUAGGAGUCAUGCUGAUCACAAGUACAUACAUGGUGAUUAUCUUGUUCAGACAUCAGAGGCAAUGCAAGCAUCUUCAUAGCAUCAGCCAUCUNAGAGCCUCCCCUGAGAAAAGGGCCACACAGACCAUCUUGCUGCUGGUGGUAUUCUUUGUGGUCAUGUACUGGGUGGACUUCAUCAUCUCAUCCUCCUCAGUCUUGUUAUGGAUGUAUGACCCAGUCAUCCUGACUGUUCAGAAGUUUGUGAUGAAUGCCUCUCCCACAAUUACUCCAUUGGUACAAAUCAGUUCUGAUAAGCGAAUAAGCAUGAUGCUAAAAUAUAUGCAAAAAUUAUGCCACCAGGUUUUUUAAAAAGUGUAAUUUUCCUCUC